Messenger RNA from Candidozyma auris, 1047 nucleotides. RefSeq lists its product as uncharacterized. The transcript has a single exon. The record is from RefSeq and is a predicted model, not a curated record. The coding region runs from base 1 to 1047 and encodes 348 amino acids. NCBI's taxonomy places the organism in Eukaryota, Fungi, Ascomycota, Pichiomycetes, Serinales, Metschnikowiaceae.
AUGUUGGAAUUCAUCAACCAAGGUGCUGAUUUGUUGGGCGGAGGUUUCACCUUCGCCGCCGGUGUAUUGUGCGCCAGAUGGGAUAAUAUGGGAAAUAUCAUCCACCAUGACAAUUGGGUCAUCAAGAUCUACUGGGCGCCUGGCCAUUACGAGUUCUUCAAGGAGAUUCUCCAACGGGCACAUUUUGACCCAGUGGCACUAGAUUGCGCUCAACGCUUGUAUUAUAAUAAGCUAAACGAGCUAGAUGAAAUCUUUUUUAGAUGGGACCGACCUAUCAAAUGCUGGUAUGGUGGACAUCACCCGGAGAUUUAUUAUGAGGAAGAGCAUGAGAGGUAUCACGAGGACCAGCUCGAGGAGGAACUAGAUGAUAUAAUGCUCGAGGAGGAAAUCUUAAAGGAGAUCGAGAAUGAGAUUCAGAAGAAGAUCCUGAGGGAGAUUGAGAAGGAGAUCCAGGAGGAGUAUGUGUGGGAGAUCGAGCAGGAAGAGAUCAUGAACGAUAUCAAGAUGAUUGAAGGAGAGGAAGAGAGAUGGUUGAGAGAGAUCGACUUGAUCAAGAAGGAGAAGACUGAUGUCGUAAUUGUGAAGGAUGCUGAGUUGUCGGUGAAGGGAAAAGUUGAAGCUGGCGAGGAGACGAUGUACAAAAAGAAGAUCUUAGAAAGCAGCGAGAAAGACCCAGAGAAGAAGCCGAAAUCGAAGGAGAAUGCCCAGAAAGAAAGCUUUUUUGACGACUCAGAACCUCAGAGCGAUAGUUCGGACGUUGACAAACACAGUACCGCCGAAACAUCACCUGAGCAGCUGCCGAAACGUUCAAAGGCGAACUCGCGUCACACUAAUUUCAAGGCGAAGGAGAUGGGGACUCCAAAGCUGGACAGAAAAAUUCAAAAUAAGGGACACGAGAACGCACCGGUGAAGGCUCUGGCAAAGACGACGAAGACGUCCAAGAAUCGUGAGAACAGGAAGGCAAAGAAGGCGGCGAGGAAAAAUGGGAUUUGUGCUCUUCAGGAUCAAACCACGUUGUUUAAGGUUUCAAAGUUGGUAAGCGUUUAG